Molecule: messenger RNA, 6410 nt
Organism: Antechinus flavipes (yellow-footed antechinus)
Lineage: Eukaryota; Metazoa; Chordata; Mammalia; Dasyuromorphia; Dasyuridae
Gene: ATP2A3
Product: ATPase sarcoplasmic/endoplasmic reticulum Ca2+ transporting 3
Exons: 22
Coding region: 252-3371 (1039 amino acids)
Biological process (GO): intracellular calcium ion homeostasis; calcium ion transmembrane transport
Cellular component (GO): membrane
Molecular function (GO): ATP hydrolysis activity; P-type calcium transporter activity; ATP binding
Source: RefSeq, a predicted model, not a curated record
GCGGGCGGAGGGCGGCGCCUCGAGUCCCGGCCGGCGGGCUGGGCCGUCCCCCUCCCCCUUAACGGGUCCCGUCCCCUCCCUGUCCGCCUCCUCGCGUCCCCGAGCUCGGGCUCCUCUCGGCCCCCCCCCCCCCCCCGAGCCAGGCCGGGCUCCUCGGCUCAGGCCGCCCGCGGGCCAAGUUCCUGGGCGGCUGCACCUCGCGCGGCUCCCCCGGCCGGCUCGUGCCAGUCUGCGGGCGCCCCCCGCGAGCCAUGGAGGCCGCCCACCUGCAGCCCGCCGCCGCCGUGCUGCGGCGCUUCUCGGUGCGGGAGAGCUGCGGGCUGAGCCCCGAGCAGGUCCGCUGCGGCCGCCAGAAGUACGGGCUCAACGAACUCCCGGCGGAGGAAGGGAAGUCCCUGUGGGAGCUGGUGCUGGAGCAGUUCGAUGACCUCCUGGUGCGCAUCCUCCUCCUGGCGGCCUUCGUAUCCUUUGUCCUGGCCUGGUUUGAGGAGGGCGAGGAGACCGUAACGGCCUUCGUGGAGCCGAUGGUGAUCGUGCUCAUUCUCAUCGCCAACGCUGUGGUGGGGGUCUGGCAGGAGAGAAACGCAGAAAGCGCCAUCGAGGCGCUGAAGGAGUACGAGCCGGAGAUGGGCAAGGUGAUCCGCAUGGACCGCAAGGGCGUGCAGAGGAUCCGGGCCCGCGACAUCGUCCCCGGAGACAUCGUGGAGGUGGCAGUCGGGGACAAGGUGCCGGCCGACAUCCGCCUCAUCGAGAUCAAGUCCACCACGCUGAGGGUCGACCAGUCCAUCCUGACAGGGGAAUCCAUGUCUGUGCUCAAGCACACGGACCCCGUCCCCGACCCCCGCGCUGUGAACCAGGACAAGAAGAACAUGCUGUUCUCGGGCACCAACAUCGCUUCGGGAAAGGCCGUGGGGGUGGUUGUGGCCACGGGCAUCUACACCGAGAUUGGCAAGAUCCGCAACCAGAUGGUGGCCACGGAGCCCGAGAAGACGCCGCUGCAGCAGAAGCUGGACGAGUUCAGCCAGCAGCUCUCCAAGGUCAUCUCCGUGAUCUGCGUGGCCGUCUGGGCCAUCAACAUCGGCCACUUCGGCGACCCCGUCCACGGCGGCUCCUGGCUCCGCGGGGCCGUCUACUACUUCAAGAUCGCCGUGGCCCUGGCCGUGGCCGCCAUCCCCGAGGGGCUCCCGGCCGUCAUCACCACCUGCCUGGCACUGGGCACUCGGCGCAUGGCCAAGAAGAACGCCAUCGUCCGCAGCCUGCCCUCCGUGGAGACCCUGGGCUGCACCUCCGUCAUCUGCUCCGACAAGACCGGGACCCUGACCACCAACCAGAUGUCCGUGUGCCGGAUGUUCAUCAUUGACCGGGCGGAGGGGGACGACUGCAGCCUCCACGAGUUCAGCAUCACCGGCUCUACCUACGCCCCUGAAGGCCAAGUGCUGAAGGACGGGGAGCCCGUGCGCAGCAGCCAGUACGACGGGCUCGUGGAGCUGGCCACCAUCUGCGCCCUGUGCAACGACUCCUCCCUGGACUACAGCGAGGCCAAGAAGGUCUACGAGAAGGUGGGAGAGGCCACGGAGACGGCCCUCACCUGCCUGGUGGAGAAGAUGAACGUCUUCGACACGGACGUGAGCCGCCUGUCCAAGGUGGAGCGCGCCGGAGCUUGCAACGCGGUCAUCAAGCAGCUGAUGAGGAAGGAGUGCACCCUGGAGUUCUCCCGGGACCGCAAGUCCAUGUCCGUGUACUGCACGCCCACCGGCCCCGCCCAGCCCACCUCCGGCAGCAAGCUCUUUGUGAAGGGAGCCCCAGAAAGCGUGAUCGAGCGCUGCAGCCACAUGCGCGUCGGCACCCGGACCGUGCCCCUGGGCCCCGCGGCCCGGGAGAGGAUCCUGGCGCGCAUCCGGGACUGGGGCACGGGCAUCGACACCCUGCGCUGCCUGGCGCUGGCCACCCGAGACGCCCCUCGCAAGAUGGAGGACAUGCGGCUGGACAACGCCAGCAGCUUUGUGGAGUACGAGACGGAGCUGACCUUCGUGGGCUGCGUGGGGAUGCUGGACCCCCCGCGCAGGGAGGUCGCCUCGGCGGUGGAGAUGUGCCGCAGGGCCGGCAUCCGCGUGAUCAUGAUCACGGGCGACAACAAGGGCACGGCCGUGGCCAUCUGCCGGCGCGUGGGCAUCUUCUCCGAGGCCGAGGACGUGGCCGGCCGGGCCUACACGGGCCGCGAGUUCGACGACAUGGACCCCGAGCGGCAGCGCGCCGCCUGCCUCAACGCCCGCUGCUUCGCCCGCGUGGAGCCCGCCCACAAGUCCAAGAUCGUGGAGUACCUCCAGUCCUUCCGCGAGAUCACGGCCAUGACCGGGGACGGCGUGAACGACGCCCCCGCCCUCAAGAAGGCCGAGAUCGGCAUCGCCAUGGGCUCGGGCACGGCGGUGGCCAAGUCGGCGGCCGAGAUGGUGCUGUCGGACGACAACUUCUCCACCAUCGUGGCGGCCGUGGAGGAGGGGCGCGCCAUCUACAACAACAUGAAGCAGUUCAUUCGCUACCUCAUCUCCUCCAACGUGGGGGAGGUCGUGUGCAUUUUCCUGACCGCCAUCCUGGGCCUUCCGGAGGCGCUGAUUCCCGUUCAGCUGCUCUGGGUGAACCUGGUGACCGACGGGCUGCCGGCCACGGCCCUCGGCUUCAACCCCCCCGACCUGGACAUCAUGGAGAAGUUGCCCCGAAAUCCCCAGGAGCCCCUCAUCAGCGGCUGGCUGUUCUUCCGCUACCUGGCCAUUGGAGUGUACGUGGGCCUGGCCACCGUGGGCGCAGCCACGUGGUGGUUUCUGUAUGACCCAGAGGGGCCUCGAAUCACCUUCCACCAGCUGAGGAACUUCAUGAGGUGCACGGAGGGCAAUCCGCUCUUCGAGGGCGUGGACUGCGGGGUCUUCGAGUCCCGUUACCCAACCACCAUGGCGCUCUCCGUGCUGGUGACCGUGGAGAUGUGCAACGCGCUCAACAGCGUGUCUGAGAACCAGUCCCUGCUGCGGAUGCCCCCCUGGCUGAACCCCUGGCUGCUGGGCGCCAUCGCCAUGUCCAUGGCCCUGCACUUCCUGGUCCUCUACGUCAAGCCGAUGCCCCUCAUCUUCCAGGUGACCCCCCUCAGCGGGCAGCAGUGGGCCAUCGUGCUGAAGAUCUCCCUGCCUGUCAUUUUGCUGGAUGAAGGCCUCAAGUAUCUCUCUCGGAACCAUCUGGAUGGAAUCCUCAGGACAGCCUCCCAGGCGUGGAGCAGCCGGCCCCCCGAGGACCUUCCCCAGAAGCCCGCCCAAACCCGAAUAAAAGGACCCGGAACGGCCGCCGGGCCCCCCCCUCCUGCCCCGCCCUGCCUCUCUGACUGAAGCCCCGCCCGCCGCCCGGCCCCGCCCCGCUGUGUCUGAAAGCCUCGUCUGGAUUCUUUGGAUUCCGCCCCUCCGCUUUGCCGCCCCCCCCCCACUGCCCCCCCCCCAGUCCCUCCCUGCUCGAGUUCUAGUCAUGCUCUGACUGUCUCCCCUCAUCUCUCUGCUCCCUCCUGUCUCCCCCUCGCUCUUCAUCUCUCUGUCUCUGUCUCUGUCUUUAUCCUCCCCUCCCUCCCCCUUCCCUCCCUCUGUCCUCCCCCCACCAUCUCCAUGGUCCUCCCAGAAACCCCAUCUUUAGCCUCUGCCAGGCUGGGGUCUCCCCGGGCGGGGGAGGGGAGGGAGCAGCCCCACUCCCUGUCUCCCCCCCACCCCCCCAAGUUUCUCGCCCCGGGUUCCCCGAAAGGAAGUGCCUGAUUCCAGGCCAAAGGGAAGGCCGGGGCUGUGAGCAGGGGAGCCCCCGACAGAGACCCCCUCCCCUCCCCUGGCACCCCCCAAGGCUCUUUGCUGGGUCUGAACGCAGCCUCAGUCCCGCGGCUCAUCCCCGGAGCAGGACGAGGGGGGGGGGCAGUUACAGACGGGCUCAGCCAGGCCGAAGGGCCAGGGCCGGAUGGGGGCUCGCCCUGGGCGGCGGCUUCAGGCAGCAGCGCCAACUCCCCCUUCCCGGGCCUGGGAAUGGGGCCCCGCCUGGGCAGCCCCUCGGCCCGUCUGGCAGAGAAAUGGGGGCAGAGGGGAGGGGCCGGGCCGGAGAUCGGAGCUCGCUGCUGCUGGUCUGGGCCACUCGGAAGCCUGUGGGUGCUCCUGGAGGUCCUGGGGGCGGGGACGGGAGAAUGGACAGAAGGACACGGGUGAUUCCUGGUCUUUGGUGCCCGAAAAGUUGGGGGGAAGCAGAAGGAUGGAGAGGACUCCUGCUUCCUGCCUCGGGCCGAGCUUGUCUCCCGGAGACCCCCACUGGCUCCGGUCCCUUGGAGCCCCCCCUCUGGUCCCCUGGAGACCCCACCCCCACCCCCACCGGCUCUGGCCCCCUGGGCGGGGAGCUUGGGAAGCCCGGCCUUUGUAGAGAAAAUGUUUGUCUAUAAGGAAGCUCCAAGCAGCUGCCCUUAGGGCACCUUUGGGGUGCUCGGGGUCCUGUCCGGCCUGGAGGGCGUCAGAGAGCUCAGGGGGCGGUUUGGGGGCGCUGCUUCCAGCCUGUCCGGCCCGGCUCACCAGCCCCUCCCCCCCAGAUCAGCCUGUCCCCGGCCCCUCCCCCAUCGGGAGCCUCCUGGCGGCAGCAGAGUUUGAGGGAGGGGAGCGGAUGGAGGGCGGGGGGAGGGGGGAGGAGCUGAGCCCCAGGUCUAGUGUUCCUGCCCCAGAAGGCUUCCCCUUCCCUUCCCGGGCUCAGUCGGGCUCCGGGCGCGGGUCCUGGAAGGACAGCGAUCAAGGCGGGAGCGGGGCUGCCAAAGCUGGUGCGGCGGGGCCAGGAGGGGGCGCCCCAGAGCGGCCGGCCCUCAGCUGACAGACGGGGAGACUGAGGGCCGGAGAAUGGGAAGUCCCGGGACCCCGGGCGGGCAGAGAAGCACCGGGAAUAUCCCAAGCCGAGCCCGGGAGGAGGGAGGAGGGCCGGCACACCCGGGGCCGAGGACUCCCCUCCCGGAAGCGGCCCCCACCGGCCUUCCCCUCGGACCGUGGGCGGGCGUCCCUAAGGCUCACCGGAAGGGCAUCGGGCCGCGGGCCCAGGAGGGGAAAGGCGCCGGGUGUUCGGGGAGCCCCAGGCCCGGGCACCUGCGCCCUCGGCAGCGUCCCCAACGCAGCUCCUCCAAGGGGGCCGGGGGAGGGGCCCUUUCCGAGCUCCCGCUCCGGCCCGGGGUUUGCAGCGAUGUGGCCACGGAGUGACUGGGAUGAAUGAAGAGGGCCUCCGGGGAGGGGGAGGGGGGCCCCGGGGGCAGCUGUGUGCGGGGGAGGGGCCCAUGGCAGGAGGCGCCGGGGACGCGAAGCUGGGCGGAGGGAUCUGGGAGCCCGGUGCCCAUGGGAGGGAGGAAGGGCUCCCUUCUCAGGCGCCCUGGGGGUCUCUUGUUUCUGCCCAACCGGGACCAAAGAGGGGACCCUAGUUGGAGGAAAAUUAGCGCAAGUGGAAGGUGGAGUUCUUCCCUCCUGGAGGUCCCCAAGGCUGGAGGGCAGGGCCAGGGAUGGCCAGGGCACUCCUGGAGUAGGCGGCUCCCCCCCUCGGCCCUUGGGUCGUUUAGUUGGUGUCCCUCUCCCCGUGCCCCCUCCUCGCCCGGGUCUUCUUGGCAGAGAUGCUGGGGAGGUUGGCUUUUUCCUUCUCCAGUUCAUUUGACAGAUAAGGAAACUGAGGGAGACAAAUUUGUUCAGGGUCCCACAGCCGGGAGAUAGGUGGGAUUUGAACCCAGACCCAGAGCCCUACCCACUGCAGCGCCUCCUAGCGACUCCACAAUUUGCCCCACCUCAAAGGCUCUUUCCAGCCCUGAAGGCCUACGAGCGAGUCUGGACCAGGGCAGGAGAAGCCAAACCCCGACAUCCACUGAAGGGUUUGUGGCUGAAUUCCCUUCUCAGAAUCCCAGACUCCAUCGAAAAGCUCCCAGGAAAUCCUCGUCCUCCCAUGGGUUCCGGCAGCCAAAGUGGGAUUCAUGGGGAGAGCAGCGGGGGUCGAAAGCCCUCUGGCCCGGGGGUGACGCGCUCUGGGACCUGCCUGUGGCCCUUGUUAUGCUCCAGGCCUGAGGGGCUGACCCGUGAGGGAGAGCAGGACCCCCAACUUCUGUCUGCGAACCGUACAAAAGAAAUCCCCCCCAGAGGAGGGGACCCCGAAGCCUCCCGGCGGCGGAGCCCCUCAGCCCCCGCACGUAAUGCUUCCCUUGGCCGGGAGACCAACUAGAAAUGAGGUUUCCUAUUUUCAAAUGUAAAAGCUGUUCGUCCUUCCUACCUGCGACCGAGGUCCUGCAUGUGCCGGAGCCGGCUGGGUGUAGUGCUGGGGGCUGGGGCUGGAGUCGGGUUGCACUCGUGAUUGACAUGUACUCAUGGGAUUAGAGAAAUAAAAGUUUCCUGCGAAAA